Molecule: messenger RNA, 3144 nt
Organism: Pseudozyma flocculosa PF-1
Lineage: Eukaryota; Fungi; Basidiomycota; Ustilaginomycetes; Ustilaginales; Ustilaginaceae
Exons: 3
Coding region: 1-3144 (1047 amino acids)
Biological process (GO): DNA replication; DNA replication initiation
Cellular component (GO): DNA replication preinitiation complex; nuclear pre-replicative complex; nuclear origin of replication recognition complex
Molecular function (GO): DNA replication origin binding
Source: RefSeq, a predicted model, not a curated record
AUGGUCUACCUUACCAGCGACCGGCUCGACUCGCUCUCGACCGCCUGCUACACCGUACCAUGGAAGCCUCCGCGCAAGAGGGCAAGAAAGGAUGCUGCGAAGGCCGCCGACAGCUCUCCGUUCCCCGUGCUCGAGGAGCACGAGCGUGGCCCGAUCGCCUCUAGGCUGAGAUAUCAUGGCUACCUCCGAUCAAUCCGUUCGCUGGAUUGGCUCUUUGAGCGAUGCAUCGAGAAGAUCUAUGCGCCUCUCUUCUCCGACCUCGAGGCCUUCCUCGUCCACGGAAGCAACGCAGAGGCCGGUCGGGACGGAGCGGCAGGCGACGACCUGUACAUCCCUGGCUUCGAUGGCUGUACAGAAGCUGAGGCCGGUCCUUCUGCGCUCCGAACGGCCUUUUUGAUAUCUGCAUCGACGCCGAGCUUCUCGUCUCUGUCCCGCCGGCUGGUGUCGCACAUCUCAACGUUUGCCGCGUCCGACCAGGCAUCCACGCCCAUCAUCACAGUCACUCUGGAUCAGAGCGAAUGUCUGUCGCUCGGAACGGCGAUCCGGCUUCUGGUGGCUCGGUUCAUCACGCAGGGGGUGUCGAUCUGUGAAGCGCAGGGGCAGACGCUUGCCGUCGAGGGAUCGGCCGGCGAAGAGCAGCUGGCGCUGAUCGAGGCUGUCGCGGCAAGCGGAAGAUCCGAUGCUGAUCUACGGAUCCUCAAGACGUGGUACAUGAAGCGCUUCGGCACGCAGCCGGCCGACCAGAUGGGAGCGAUGCGGCGGCCCAAUCUGGUCCUGCAUCUACCCUCGAUCGAAGCGGUUGAGCCGGCGGUGCUCUCCGACCUGCUGCUAUCGCUCCAGGCCUUUUCGACGGACCUAGACGGGAGCCUGGCGGACCCAUCUGCCACGGGCUCGACGCUGGUCCUGAUCCUGGGCAUCAGCUCCCCCACUGGCGCUGCCCCGAGCGCGGGCCGCCGAGGCGUGUCGGUCGCCGCCGCGCCGGCGCCUUGGACCACCUACAUCCCGAGGGCGACGCUGCAGGGUAUGGACUUUUCCCGCUUCGCCCUGCCAAACAAGGAAGGCGUGUGGAUGCAACUGGUCAACGGCUUCCUCACCUCCCGCCACCUCCCCGUCUCCAUCGGCCGCAAGACGUUUGAGUACAUCCGACAGUCGUACUGGGAAAAGGACGCCGACCUCGACUCGGUUCUCGAUGCGGUUCGAUUCGCCACGUUCGACCACUUCACCAGCAACCCACUGUCGGCCUUCGCCUCCCUCUCCGUUGGUGGCGAAGCACUGCUGAACCCCGACUGCUGGACGACGGAGCUCGUCGCCAGGCUUCGGCUGGCCCUCCUCGAAGCUGACGACGCCGAGGUCGUGUGGCUGGCCAGGGCAGGCGCUCAGGGUGAGCUCGGGAUCGGUCCCAAGUCCAAGGUUCGGCGGAUGCUUUCCGACGAUGCGUUUGUGCUGCAGCAGGUCGCCGAUCUCAAGAUGAUCCGCGACGUCCUGGCGUUCCGACAGGAAGUCAUGAUCAAGUUCCUGGCCCACGGCUUUCAGACUCUCCACAAGCUCGACAGCGCUGGCUCGGCGCUCCGGGCUGCUGCGGCAUCCGACGCCUUCCUGCAACAGCGCGAGGCCGAGAUGACGUCCUCAAUGUUGACGCUGGUCGUCUCGCAGUGCCUGCAGGCGUCUUCGGGCGCCGUGGACAGCGACAACCGACCCCUGCCCAACUCGCUGUCGCUGUCGCAUGGACUGGGCAAACUGUGCACCGCUGCCAGGCGACUCCAGAUCCGCGAGUUCGAGACAUUCCUCGACGACUUUGUGCUCUUCACCGAGGUCGAGGUGGCAGCACUCGAAGCGAGCUACGAAGCCGGGCCGUCAGUCCAGAUCGAGUCCAGCCAAGCCUCUGUUGAGGCUUCUUUCCACUCCCUGGCGCUCGAAGAGAUGCAGGACUUUCUCGCUUCGCUGCGCACCUUCCAGCAGAAUCUGGCGCAGCUGAUCCUCGACGCCGGCGGGGACCUCAUUGGCCGGAGCUUCGAUCAGCUGGGAAACCAGGACUCGGCGAUCCGAGGUGCGACCGGCCUCGACGCUGCCACUCUUGAUUCCGACGAAGCUCUCGAACGGGAGAAGAGGAACCAGGAUCGGAUUCUGCGCGUGCAGAAGCGCCUCGAGGCCGAGGAAAAGGUCGUCAGCCUCAAACGCCAAGUCACUGACUGGAUAGCGAGCCAGGUCCAGACCUUCCUCAACUGGGAUGCGCUCACCGACGGCUGUGCCACCACCGAGGGCGUUGUGGCGCUGAUCAAAGACACUUGGUGGCACGACUCAUUCGACUCCGCCGCGGCCAUGCUCGACGCCUGCCCCAGAGCCGGCCUCUUGCAGCCCCUUGGCGAUCCUCGUGCCUUCCUCGAGGUCCUCGGUAGCCUCGACGACCCAAUGUCCGACGCAGCAUCUGGCACGCAGCAGGCUGAAGACGCUCUGCCCGACAUCUGCCUGGCCUACCAGCUGUACCGCGACUGCGGCAAGAACGUCAGCCUCGCCGAUUGGUUCGAGGCAUUCCAACAAAGCGUCGAUCCGUCGGACGCCUCGCAGGCAACUCGACCGCGCGGAGCAGGAGACCAGAGCAACGGAAGCAUCAGCGCCAGACCGUCUACACGCAGUAUGGACGGUGGGCAGCGUGGGACGGGCGAGGAUGAGGGCAAGGAGGAUGAGGACGACGAUGAUGGCGACGACCACGAUGAUGACGACGACGACGACGAGGGGCUCGACGACGAUCUCUUGGCGGCGACGCCGUCCGGACGCCGGAGCAAGCGGCAGGCAGCGCUGGGCCGCUAUCCCAGCAAACGAUCCUAUGCUGAGGUUGAUGGUGAAGAUUCGGGCAGCAAUGGCUCCGAGGACGACGACGAUUCCGACGUGCUCGACACUCCGAGCAAGCGGAGGGGUGCGCGUGCGCAGCAUACGCCGCGGGCAGCGCUCUCGCGAACACCGCUGCGGCCGGGGCUGCUGCGGCUCAACGGUGGCGGUUCGUCGCGACCCGAUGCCUCGAUGGCGGACGUCCAGGCCCGCUUUGCGCUGGCGGUCAACGAGCUUGCACGCAUGGGCCUGUUGCGAGGCACCAGGAGGAAGAACGAGCAUGUGACCAAGACAGUCUGGGACUUGAUCCCCGAGUAG